Petromyzon marinus (sea lamprey) is the source of this 5554-nucleotide messenger RNA. Its product is annotated as transmembrane protein 245-like. NCBI's taxonomy places the organism in Eukaryota, Metazoa, Chordata, Hyperoartia, Petromyzontiformes, Petromyzontidae. The record is from RefSeq and is a predicted model, not a curated record.
UCCCAUCGCGACACUGGCCCCGCCCCCUGCACUACGUCGCAUCUCCCCGUUGUUAUUGAUGCUGCUGCUGCGGCUGCCAUCGUCGUCGUUGUGGUCGGGGGACGCUCCGGGCAACGCGGCGCUUCACUGCGAUCGGUUCCUCCACCAUGGACAGCAAACACCACCAGCAGCAGCAGCAGCAUGAACCACGCCUCGGCCACCCACCCCCGGGCGACGCGUCCACGCCGUCUCCGCAGCAGCCGCCUCAGCGCCUGGACCGCGGCGCUCGUCAGGCGUUCCGCAACGCGGGCGCCUUCGUGUUCGUGGGGCUUGCGGGCGCCGCGGCCGCCUCGGUGUGCCUGGUGCUCGAGGCGUUCCUCCGCCCGUUGCUGUGGGCCGCGCUCUGCGGCGCCUUCCUGCACCCGUGCAAGCGCGCUCUGGCCGGCGGGGUGCGCUCCUGGCUGGCGGGGCUCCGCGAGGCUCCGGCGGGGGUCGACGGCGGCGGCGGCGGCGGCGUGGGGGGUCCGCGGCGUCCCCUCGUCCUCGCCGCCCUCGCGCUGCCCCCGACCCUGGUGGCUCGCGCCGCGGGUCACGUCGCCCAGCGCCUCCGCCGAGCCGCGCUCACGUUGAUGCCGGACCCCGCUGCCCCGGCCUCCUCCUCAUCGUCGUCGCCGCGAGCAGGGCGCGGCACGGCGGCCCUGCUCGCGGGCGUCGCCGUGGCGCUGCUGGUGGGGGUCGCGGGGAGCGGGGCCGGGCCGCGCGCCUGGCUGGUCGGGGCGGUCGAGGCGGCGUGCGGCCUCGGGGACGCGGCCGUGGCGAGAUUCGCGUCGCCCUGGGUCUGGACGGUGGUGUGCGGGUACCUGCUGGUGGUGCUGCUGUGGUGGAGUCCUCAGACGCAGCAGGCCCUGGGAACGCUCUCUGGCCUGGUGUGGGUCGUGCUCCUGCUGCAUCUUGUGUCCCUGACUGGUUCUUGGCGCUCCCUGGUUCUGCUGCUCCUCAUUGGCCUGGUGGUGGCCGGCUGGGUACAGGACUUGCAAAAGGGUCAUCACGAUGGCACAGGAGUAUCACUGCUUGACCGAGUGAAGGGGAUGGCCACCUCAGCCAUGGCGUUGGUUGGCUUGGGAGGCCACCAUAAGAAACCUGUGGAAACAACUGAGCCCACUCUUCAGGUUUCUGGUACAACGGAUUCUGUGGAUGGAGUACACCAACCUUCAACCGCUGCAGACCAACCUCCCGCAUCUUUGAGUGAAACCCUGCCUUCCGCACCUCAAGACCCACCUCCACCAACUGAGACCUCAUCUGUCGCUGAACAAGUCCCACCCAUACCAACCAAUGAGCAGCCUCAAUCUACCAACAUCCCACAAUCCUCUUCCCAGACUCCGCCCACCACAAACCAAGCCUCUCCCCCACCUGACCAAGCUCCACUUGCAUCGGGAAAGAAAAAGUGCCCGAUGAAUUGGGCUACGAAGAAGAAGAGUGGCAAGAGCGAUGUGUAUUUUGUGGCCCUCCUGUGGUCCAUAGUGGGCGUGCAGGCAUGGCUCAACCUCUGGUUACUGCAACUUCUUCCCAUCCCUGUCUUACUGUGGGUGCUCAAGAAGGUGGUGGUGUCGUUUGGAGUUUGGAACUUCGUGGUGUCGCAUGUGUCGCGGUGGUGGCAGUUCCUGUCGUGCCACCUGCGGGAGAGGCAGGAGGCCCUGCUCCCCAGACCCGUGCGGGCCCUGUGUCGUGUAAUACUUGACAUCGACCGUAAGCUCUGGCACUACGGGAAUGACAAGCUGCAAGAGUGGCUGGAAAGCUCAGUGGACACCCUGAUCAGCGUGCUUAUUGUGCUGGUGCUGGUGCUGGGCGCGCUGCUGCUGGGAGUCUUUCUCACGGUCAAGGUGCACCAGGAGAGUGUGCACGUCAUCACCGUGACGCACAGCUUCGUCAACGAGACGCUCGUCAGCAACCCCGAGUGGGCCAAUUGGCUCCCGGAGGCAGUAGGAAUGCAGAAGGCUGUUGAUUCAGCUGCCAAUAAUGUCUACCAGUAUGGCCGAGAGUGGAUUACCAGCAAGUUGCAAAAGAUGCUGGGUGGUAAAGUGAGCAACACGACACAUAUUGAGAACCAGGUGCUCGAGCUCUGGGACCGCCUCUACCACUCCUGGUUUGUCAAUAAUGCAACUUUGAACGCGAUCCAGAGAGGGCGUGCCCCAAAGCAGGUCUCGGUGCGGUCAGGCUGGGUCAUCGGCGACAUGCAGGACUGGCAGGCGGCGGCCUCCUUUGUACACGAGAACAUCGAGACCUUCCUGUCGAUCCUGGAGUCCUUGUGGGUCGUCAUGAGCCACAACGUGAACUUGCUGGUCAACUCUGCCUCCACACUCCUCGCGCUACUCUUUUACGGAGGCACCGCCAUCCUCAACUUCGUGCUGUCUCUGGUUAUAUUCCUCACCACACUCUUCUACCUGCUGAGCUCCAGCGACCAGUACUACAAGCCUGUCAAGUGGAUCCUCUCCCUCACCCCCCUCUCACAGAGUGGCUCCUCCAGCCAGUUCACGGGCCACAUUGUGGAAGAUGCCAUUGGCGGGGUGUUUGGAGCGUCUGUGAAGAUGGCAUCUUUUUACGGACUCUACACCUGGCUGACACACACCUUGUUUGGAAUUAAUGUUGUAUACAUCCCAGCAGCGCUGGCUGCUACCUUGGGUGCGGUGCCCUUCCUGGGCACGUACUGGGCAGCGUUGCCCGCCGUGCUGGAGUUGUGGCUGGUGCAGGGUGAGCGUGGCCUAGCCUUGCUGCUCUUCAUUUUCCACCUUCUGCCCUCCUCUUGCGUGGACACCGCCAUCUACUCCGAGAUGUCGGGUGGAGGCCACCCAUACCUGACGGGGCUGGCGGUCGCUGGUGGCGUGUACUACGGCGGCCUUGAGGGCGCCAUCAUCGGGCCCAUUCUGCUCUGCACACUACUUGUCGCCUUCAACAUCUACAGCUCCAUGCUCUCCAGCCCCAGCACUCCCACCACCCCGCUCGCCACUCCCUUCGAGCAUGCAGCCGACUUCUUGCCCAAAGAGGUACCCAAUGAAGGCACCCACCAGCAGUGAACCUUAUGGUGUCAUCUUCACAUACUGUUCUGCAAGUUACAAAGAGACCAAAGCUGUCAAAACAAUAACAGGUUGGCUUCCAUUUUCACAGUUGUAAGCAAAUGGUUACCGUAUAUGCCUACAUAUAUAAAAGGCUCCUUGCACUUUAUGCAUGUAUAUAAAGUCACUAAAUGUAAAUGCUCUGACACAUCAGAGUAUAAAAGUGGUUUGGUCAUAGACCCCUUAUACCCUAGCACCCCAUAUUCGCAAAGAGUAGUUGGUUAGUUCUCUCGCUGGUGCUGCCAUCAUGUGAUAUGUACAUACACAUGCUUGAGGUAUUAUCUAGCUUCCAUUUUCUUGCAGGGGUAGUUAGGAGUUAAACCCUAAAAUGCCCCUCGGGGUAUAUAUUUGGAGAAAAAUGUAAAAUGGACUGGAGUGAUUUGCAUGUUAGAAUCUAUUGUUUGGCAAGUUCAAGACAUUAAUAGAAUUUGCAUAACUAGGCCAUGCAUUAUAAAUUGUUUAUAUGGAUUCUUUUAUUCGAAAAUGUAUAAAUAUAUUUAAUUUACCUUUAGUGUUCAGUUAUCUAUAUAUUUACACUAAUUUUAUAUAUGUAAGUGUUGCGUGCAUUUGUCAAAUACUGCUUUGUUCAAGGCAUUAGGUAUCUUGUACAUUGAUUUAAUUAUUUAUUCUGAUACGGCUUUUCUAUUUUAAUCUUAAGGUCAGGACACCAGUCCAGCAAGGCAAUUUGUGUGUGCACUAAUGGAUGUACUCUUUAAUGUGCAUGGUGUGUGUGCAAUUGAGUGUUACGAUUUGUUAUUUCUGGCCACUUUAUGGCUGGCCUCCACUAUAUUUCUACUGUUAUAUGCAAUCAUCUCUAAAAUGAAUACAAAUCGAUUAAUACGGUCAUUGAAACAAGUAAUUUGACGCUCUAAAAUGAUGGGGUAAAUGCACAUCGUUCGUGUGGGUUGCAAUUCUAACUAUCUUGCAAAGAAGUGUAAUAAUUAACAUAAUUAAGUCAUUUUCCAAUUAAACUUGUAUCGAGGAAAGUCCCUGGAAAAUGUGUUAAAAGAAAAUAAAAUUAGGCAUAUUUUACUCUCUUGUUUGUACAACGGAAAAUACAAGCCAAAUCCUUGGCAUAUCCGGGUUUGUACUGUGUAUUAAUAUGCAAGCUGUUCAAAGCAAUUAAGUAUCACACACAUGAACAAGUGUGUAUUUUCUGAAAACACAAUAUCGCAUCUUCUCAGUUGUAAGCCUGCUAAUGUUUUUUUGUUCUGGAACCAUGCUGGUCACACUGCCAAAUUUUGGUCAAAUCGGCAGUGAGUUAUUCAGUUAAGACACAAUUGAGGCAGAAAAAUAGUUGAACACAACCAGCGGAUCUGUUUAUUAAUGGUCAUUUAUAUAUAUACAAACAUGAACGAAUGUUGUCAGCAGGACUGCAAAGUAAUUGCAUGUCUGUGUCAUGACAGAAUCCUACCAUGUGGUAUGUUUUUUUGCACUGAGCUGUUAGCUAUGCUGUAUAACAACAUUAUUGUGAAUUAUUCCUUCAGUUGCCUUUGGAGGAGAAAUAUUUUACUUCGGUUACAUAGUUUCAGACGUUUUAUCUUUUAACAGUGUUCAUGCAGAUGCUUUUACAGAAAUGGAAGCAUGGAGUUGAUCGCGUUAAAAUAUAUAAAUUCAACAAUGUUAGGCAAUGUUUUCAUGUUGACAUGUGCAUUAUGAUAAACAUGAUUAAUAUGAAUGUUGUGAGUAAACGAUGAGUUGGUCGCCUUUGCUGUUUGCCAUUGUAUAUAAAAACAAAUAUAUCACGAUACCUUUCACGGCAACAGGCUGGUUUGUGGCAAAAUUAAACGUGUGUGCCUGCAUCGUGGCUGGGAUUUCCACCUCUUGAGAUGCAGAAAAAAUGUGGGACGUGUGGGAAGAAUAGAUCAUAAUUCUCGAAGGGAGGGAAAACUACAUGCAAAUGCAUUGUCUUGAGCAGUGUAUUAUUAUGCAACUUAGAAAAACCGGCCGUUUAAUUUACACGGGAAGACACGUGGCAACCCUAACCAUGGCGAAAUUAAACCUCUUCAAAGGAGUCCAUUACAUCUUCUGCAGUUUGGGAAAAUAUCAGACUUUAUUUCGACUGGAGGAAUCUGAUUAGCUAUGUCACUCUUUUUCACGGAUGUCCGCUUGAAAAUGUAAUUGGCGUUGCACUGUGAAAGCCACGUUAUCAACUGCCUUCGAUUUGCACUCUCGCAGCCAUGGAAGUAGUGGUAGUUUCGAUGCAGCAAAUACCCUUCAAAGGUGAAUCUUUGGGCAGCACAAUAAUAAUUAACCCAUAUACACUGUAUAACAUGGAUUACUCCACAAUAUACUCCCCACACACGAUAGUGUGAACCGUGUAUUCUCAAUAUGCUGUGGGGAUGAUCCAUUUUUUACAAGGUGGGACUUUAGUCACGAGCCUUAAAAGUAUUCUGCAAGUCUCUGCCUCUUGCCUUACACUGUAUUUUGCCAUAAAAUAAAGCUUUCGCGAGCACUCUAAAUCA